Messenger RNA from Aureobasidium musti, 339 nucleotides. The record is from the annotation of a GenBank genome assembly. Lineage: Eukaryota; Fungi; Ascomycota; Dothideomycetes; Dothideales; Saccotheciaceae.
AUGGCCUACGAAAUGUUCUAUGCCUAUGCGACAACAACUACAACAUUUGAACGCAUCAGCUUUUCCAUGUGGUUUCUUCUUGACUUUACCUUUGCAGUCGUUGCGAUUUUUAGUACUCAAGCACCUGGUAAUCGCUCUCCGGUGAUCAAAAGAAUGAUUGUUGGUGUCGUUGCAUCUUUGGCAUUCUUCUGGAAAGUUGCGCAAACAUGGCCAGAUGAGCGCGAACAAAUCACUGCCUAUUGGACUGGUCUAGCUUUGCAGUUCCCUAUCGGAUGGGGAAGUCUGUACCUUUUGAUCAAGAACUGGGACACCAAAGGUCAUUCUUUGGAAAUCUGGUAA